AUUUUUUUUUGUGCGUGUGUUGAUAAUUUAUAAUUUUUAUUUCGUUGUGCAAACAGAAUGGGUCUUUUAUUUUCUAAACUAUGGAGUUUAUUUGGUAAUGAAGAACAUAAGAUUGUAAUGGUUGGCUUAGACAAUGCAGGUAAAACGACAAUCUUAUAUCAAUUCUUAAUGAAUGAAGUCGUUCACACGAGUCCAACAAUUGGAUCCAAUGUGGAGGAAGUCGUUUGGAAGAAUAUACAUUUUAUAAUGUGGGAUUUAGGUGGUCAGCAAUCAUUACGGGCAGCUUGGAGUACAUACUAUACGAAUACAGAAUUUGUAAUAUUAGUGAUCGAUUCAACGGAUCGAGAACGUUUAACAGUUACCAGAGAAGAAUUGUAUCGUAUGUUAGCGCAUGAAGAAUUAUCAAAAGCUAGUGUUUUAAUUUAUGCAAAUAAACAAGAUUUAAAAGGUUCCAUGACAGCCGCUGAAAUAUCCAGACAGUUGGAUUUAACAUCGAUUAAACAACAACAAUGGCAUAUACAAUCGUGUUGUGCCCUGACGGGUGAAGGAUUAUAUCAAGGCUUGGAAUGGAUAGUGAGUCGAUUAAAGCGGAAAUGACGUUGUUUGAUAUUUAUUAAUAAUAAUAAUUACUUUCAAUUUAGAAAAUUAUUUUUAUUCAUAAAAAUGAAAGAAAUUUUUGAAUUUAUAAAAAAAAAAC
Molecule: messenger RNA, 697 nt
Organism: Chrysoperla carnea
Lineage: Eukaryota; Metazoa; Arthropoda; Insecta; Neuroptera; Chrysopidae
Gene: Arl5
Product: ADP-ribosylation factor-like protein 5B
Exons: 5
Coding region: 58-597 (179 amino acids)
Biological process (GO): intracellular protein transport; protein localization to Golgi membrane; vesicle-mediated transport
Cellular component (GO): trans-Golgi network; cytoplasm
Molecular function (GO): GTP binding; GTPase activity
Source: RefSeq, a predicted model, not a curated record